GCCGCGGGGAGCUCCCAGGUGGACUGGAGGCGGGCGGUACCUGCCCGCGGAGCUGGACCGGUCCUCCCGCCGCGCUGCGCGCAGUGAGCGGAAAGCGGGGGGAUUCCUUGGAGAAGCGGUGCGCCCUGAACCGGCCGCUGAUGAAGACAGACACAGUGUCCCUGGAGCCCCUGAGCUGAAAGGGACCGGAGAGGGCCGGCAUGGGCCCCGAGCUGACCGGACCUUGGCUGCUGCUCUUCACCUGGCUCCCAGCAGGGUGUGUGUCCUUGCUGGUGACAGUCCAGCACACGGAGCGCUACGUCACCCUGUUUGCCUCCGUCGUUCUCAAAUGUGACUACACCACCUCUGCCCAGCUCCAGGAUGUGGUGGUGACCUGGCGCUUCAAGUCCUUCUGCAAGGACCCCAUCUUUGAUUACUACUCUGCAUCAUACCAGGCGGCUUUAUCCCUGGGCCAGGACCCAUCCAAUGACUGCAAUGACAGCCAGCGGGAGGUUCGCAUCGUGGCCCAGAGGCGGGGGCAGAACGAGCCCGUGCUGGGGGUGGAUUACCGGCAGCGCAAGAUCACCAUCCAGAACCGAGCAGAUCUUGUGAUUAAUGAAGUGAUGUGGUGGGACCAUGGAGUGUAUUACUGCACCAUUGAGGCUCCAGGGGACACGUCAGGGGACCCAGAUAAGGAAGUGAAGCUCAUUGUCCUGCACUGGCUGACAGUGAUCUUCAUCAUCCUGGGAGCGCUCCUCCUGCUCCUGCUGAUUGGAGUGUGCUGGUGCCAGUGCUGUCCUCAGUACUGCUGCUGCUACCUCCGCUGCCCCUGCUGUCCCACCCGCUGCUGCUGCCCCGAGGAAGCCCUGGCCCACCACCGCUACAUGAAGCAGGCUCAGGCCCUAGGCCCUCAGAUGAUCGAAAAACCCCUGUACUGGGGGGCGGACAGGAGCUCCCAGUUUUCAUCUUAUCCAAUGAAUCCACUGCUGCAGCGAGAUUUGUCCCUGCGAUCCAGCCUCCCAGAGAUGCCAGUGACCCAGAGCACCGCUCACCCUCCCAUCACCAACGGUGUCCUAGAGUAUUUGGAGAAAGAGCUGCGGAACCUCAACCCAGCCCAGCCUCUGCCGGCUGACCUCCAAGGCAGAUCUGGCCAUCCCCGCAGCAUGCUGUCCUCCCUGGGCUCUGAGGUCGUGGAACGCAGAAUCAUCCACCUGCCCCCGCUGGUCAGAGACCUGCCGUCUUUGCGGAGGACCAGCAACUCCUCCCGCCAGCAGUGGCUCCCCCCCCCUCCCCCCGGACCCUGGGAUCUGAGGGAGGGGAGAAGGCAACACCGCUACUCUGAUUUCCAGCAGGAGCACCGGGACCGGGAGCCUCAGCGCUGGGCGUUGGAGCAAAGGGAGCUGGGCCGACUGCGGAGCGGAAGGCACCGCGGCUCCAGGCAGCGCGGGUCACCCACGCCCUGGUCAGACAGGGACAGCCUCAGCGACGGCCCCUCGUCCAGCGAGGCCCGCUGGCCGCCCAACCGCCCCCCUCUCCGGAGCCGCUUCCCAGAGAGACCCCGCGGGCCCAGCCCCCGGGGCAGAGCCCAGGGACACCAGAGGCGCCGGCACCGCAGCUACUCCCCUCCGCUGCCCUCCGGCCUCAGUUCCUGGAGCUCCGAAGAGGAGGAGGAGAAGGAGAGGCAGCCCCGGAACUGGGGGCCCCGCGGCCGCCGCCGCCGCUCGCGCUCCCCGAACUGGCCUGAGGAGAAGCCACCCAGCUACCGCUCGCUGGAUGUCACCCCAGGCAAGAAUGGCAGGAAAAAAGGGAGUGUGCAGAGGCGCUCGGAGAGAGAGAGCUCCCAUAGUGGAAGGAGUGUGGUCAUUUAGUCACCAGGCACAACACUGCUUCUGUGGCUACUUCUCAGCUCCUGCGUGUCAUCAGCAUCACCUAGAUUUCCAGCUGACUUGGGAGGGGCCAUUCCAGCUGACUUGAGAUGGACACCGCAAGUUUGUAUCUAACAGUUUUGGCUUAGGUUCUGAGAAUCAAAUAGAAGAAUUUUAUAAACAAAAUUUGAGGAAUUAAUGACUGUAAUUUUAGCCUUGGUACACACUCUGCAUAUUUAGAUAGUCAGACUUGUAAUGAAUUCUAACUGGGAUGUGAUCCCUCAGGAACUUAGUAGCCUGAGUCUUCAACUGGGUUACACUGCUCAGAACUGUGGCCAUUCUCAAAGUGAGAACUCAGGAAUCUUUAAGAGGAAAUCAAACAUUUCCUGCUCCUCUUAGGAGCAGGAAAUCUAUGGAGUACUAUAGGGAAAUUUCCAUGGAAACUUGUCUCCCCCUAUAGCAUAUCUAGAGGAUCCCUCCAUGUUACGAGUCCACUUUACUGCCCCCAAGCCUGGUCCUGAAUGCCUUUGAGGGUUCACUCAGAGAUGGCACAGGAAAUACUCCAGCAAUGUGCCCUCUCACAGGCUAUUUAUUGCGUGUGUAGAAAGUCACAGAGAAGCACUUUUGCACCAGUCUUAUUCCUGUCCUUUGUUUUCUUCUUGCCUUUUUUUUUUUUUGCCUAUAUCUAAUUUAUAUUUUCCCAAAUAACAUGCAUCCAUUAAAACCACUUUAAAUGCUUCUUGGGAACAACACAGUACAUAAGUAAAGAAGAAGUAAGUGAAACCUACUGGCCUGAGGAUUCUGCCCCAAACAUCUAUUUUGAUGCACUUGAUGAAAUUAAGCCUUCUUCCCGACUAAAGCUCAGAGAAGAGCCAGGCCAACCUGAUAAUUUUGGAGUGACCUUUCUCCUGGCACCACUCAGCCUUGCAGAGUUAUUCCCCAAGCAAAGGCAUCCAGGCAGGUUUUACUACUCAGUGCCCCAGGAGGAAGGGUCUGUGCCUCUCUGUAAUAGGCCCUACCUCUCUCAUUUUCCUCAGCCCCUUCUGGUGGCUUCAUCAAUCCAUUUGUGCUUCAUGUAGAGACUCUCCUUGAGCAGACUGUAAGUAGAUGGCCUGAAAGGAAGUGCGUGCGUGUGUGUGUGUGUGUGUGUGUGUGUGUGUGUGUGCGCGCGCAUGCGUGUUCAACAGUAUCUUUAUGUGUAUGGCCUUAAGCUCAUUUUAGAUCCUUUUGUAUUAACAUCCGUUGUUUCUCCCAGUCUCAUUAAUUACAUGUUAGAGAAUAUUGGUUAAAUACCUGCACUGUGCAAAGGUGUCUUUGGGAUUUUUACUAUCCAUAAUGUAACUGAGUCUAAAUUGGU
Messenger RNA from Eubalaena glacialis (North Atlantic right whale), 3201 nucleotides. It is a transcript of the gene ILDR1, whose product is annotated as immunoglobulin like domain containing receptor 1. The coding region runs from base 201 to 1847 and encodes 548 amino acids. NCBI's taxonomy places the organism in Eukaryota, Metazoa, Chordata, Mammalia, Artiodactyla, Balaenidae. The transcript has 8 exons. Gene Ontology annotation, cellular component: plasma membrane. The record is from RefSeq and is a predicted model, not a curated record. Gene Ontology annotation, molecular function: high-density lipoprotein particle receptor activity.